Sphaeramia orbicularis (orbiculate cardinalfish) is the source of this 1120-nucleotide messenger RNA. Its product is annotated as methyl-CpG-binding domain protein 3-like. The record is from RefSeq and is a predicted model, not a curated record. Bases 140 to 880 code for a protein of 246 amino acids. The transcript has 7 exons. Lineage: Eukaryota; Metazoa; Chordata; Actinopteri; Kurtiformes; Apogonidae.
UCCCCGCGGUCAGCGAUAGUUUCCGCUUCCGCCGUGCGUGUCAUUUUGCCAGCGUUUCUCAAACACGGAGUCCGGACCUUUUUGGACCUGCAGACGGAACCGAAUUGAUCUGCGCAUUAAUCAGAGAGGACGGAGAAGCAUGGACCGGAAACGGUCUCCUCUUAAACCGGGUCUGGACUCGGAUCUGGACCUCAGGAUUGGACGUCUGGAGCAGAAUAAGACAGAGCCCAGGAACAAACAUACCAACAGGAGGCGUCGACUCAAGUCCAGACUGGACCUGAACGCUAUGAUCCUGGUGCGUCAGACGGCGUCCAUCUUUAAACAACCGGUUUCCAUGGUAACCAACCACCCCAGCAACAAGGUGAAGACAGACCAGAGGAGGGAUCUGGAUCAGCCCAAACAGCUCUUCUGGAACAGGAAGUUGUUUGGUCUGAGUGCGUUGGAUGCCGUUGACCAGUCCGUCCAGAUGAAUCUUCCUGCCGUUUUUCACAGUGUCGCCCCUUCGUAUUCAGAGCAAUCGCUGCUGGCUGCCAUUGCUGGCACUCUGCACUCAGGUCCCGCCCCCUCGAGUCAGCUUACCUUGACUGGAAGUUUCGGAGUCACCGACAACGACAUCAGAUUGCUUAUUGUAUUGACCCGGUUGGACCUGGUUCUGGUCCAGGAGGCAGGAGGUUCUGGUCCAGGGUGUGAGGAGGCGUCUGGAGGCGGUUCUGAUGGUCCACAUGGCAGCGAAUACAGAGAAGACCACAGCAGACGGAUCAGAACAAAACCACCAACGGCAGGUCGAUCUGAUGCAACAUUAAACUCUGCCUCUGGGACGAGUUGGUUUGAGUUCAUCCAUGAUGCGUUCAAGGACUCUGAGUUCAGGUGGUGUUUGUAAAACUGUUGAAAAGGACGAUUCAGACGUGAGUAGAGGCACCGGUCACAUCCACAGUGAGCGCUCUGGAUUCCCAGGGGACUCCAACAUAGCAUCUGCUGGUGUUUUUGUUUGGGCGAUCAGCUGAUUGGGCGUCGGUGCAUUUGUUCGGAUUUUCAAACACAUGAAACUCUGAAUGUUUUUGUCGUAGUUUUCAUUCAUUCCAAUGGGUUUUGUUUCUAUUGCUUAAAUAAAUGCGUUUUU